Messenger RNA from Pollicipes pollicipes, 2323 nucleotides. RefSeq names its product G-protein coupled receptor moody. Gene Ontology annotation, cellular component: membrane. The transcript has 10 exons. Gene Ontology annotation, molecular function: G protein-coupled receptor activity. Bases 214 to 1374 code for a protein of 386 amino acids. Lineage: Eukaryota; Metazoa; Arthropoda; Thecostraca; Pollicipedomorpha; Pollicipedidae. The record is from RefSeq and is a predicted model, not a curated record. Gene Ontology annotation, biological process: G protein-coupled receptor signaling pathway.
AGAGACCCGCGCUGACCGGCCUGGCCAGCACGGUCAGCUGCUGUCGCCGCCUGUCCGGGGACAGACGCCGGACGUCUCGCGGCGGCCAGCGCGCUCACCGGGCGACGGAGGCUGAGUGCUGCAGUCCAUCGUCUUCGACCGCAAAGCGCCGAUCGCCGUGAGCAGGCCCUCAGACCGUGAGCGGAAAUCAGCGGAAGGCGAACACCCGCUGCCAUGGAGAACAUGAGCAUGACACUGGAGCUCAACGCCACCGCGACAACCAAGCCGAGGCCGGACUACAACGAAAUGAAUCGGUUCUCACCGUCGCUGAUGACGCUGACCGCCGUGCUCAUCACCAUAUUCAUGAUCGUCGGGCUGUUCGGCAACGCCAUCACCAUCGUGGCCCUGCUGCGCUGUCCGCGGGUGCGCAACGUCACCGCCGUCUUCAUAUGCAGUCUGUGCAUAGCCGACUUCUCCUUCUGUCUGCUGGUGCUGCCGUUCGAGAUCUCCCGCUUCGCCAACGGCGCCUGGACCUUGGGCGAGGGCUUCGUCUGCGUGCUCUUCCCCUUGCUGAGAUACUGGAACGUCGGCUGCUCCCUGCUCUCCAUCGCCAUGAUAACGAUCAACAGGUUCGUGAUGAUCGCUUUCAACGACCUCUACAAGAAGAUCUACGAACGUCGUUGGGUGGUGGUCCAGAUCGCCUUCAUCUGGCUCUACAGCUUCGGCAUGCUGACGCCCACACUGGCAGGCUCUUGGGGUCGGUUCGGCUACCAUCCGCUGCUAAUGACCUGUACCAUCGUGCGCGUCAACGGACACUCGGCGAAGAUCGCCCUCUUCUGGAUCGGCUUCCUCAUCCCCUGCAUCGCCAUCAUCAUCUGCUACAUCGGCAUCUUCCUGGUCAUCGUGCUAUCGGACCGCAGAAUGCGCCGGCACAGCGUGAAGUCGGGCAUGAAGGAGACCAGCCAGCAGAAGAAGUCUCGCGAGGAGCGAGCCCGCAAGAACGAAAUGCGCAUUACCAGGAUGUCGCUCGUGAUCUUUCUCACCUUUCUGGUGUGCUACCUGCCGGUGACCAUCGCCAAAGUGAAGGACCCCACCGUCAAGUUCCCAGGUCUGCACAUUCUGGGCUACAUCCUGGUGUACCUGUCAGCCUGCAUCAACCCCAUCAUCUACGUCAUCAUGAGUCGUCAGUACCGACAGGCCUACAAGACGGUGCUCUGCUGUCGGCGUCCGCGCCUCUUCUCCGACAGUUCCCUCCAAUCCAGGGAAGGCAAGUCCAAGGACAGCGUCCCGGCGUCCCAGACCUACAUGUCACAGGUGUCCAAUGACAGCGUCUCUGGAUCUCCGCUGGAGGAGCUUCCCGAGGUGUUCCCCGACGCGCGGGAGCACAAGAUGUGAUGAAGUCAGGCCCUGUCUGGGUGUCCACUGGACCAGCUUCCUGAGGUGUUCUCCGACGGGCGGGAGCACAAGAUGUGAUGGAGUCAGGCCCUGUCUGGAUCUCCGCUGGACGGGCUUCCUGAGGUGUACCCCGACGCGCAGGAGCGCAAGAUGUGAUGGAGUCAGGCCCUGUCUGGAUCUCCGCUGGAAGAGUUUACCGCGGUGUUCCCCGAUGCUGGGGAGCGCAAGAUGUGAUGGAGUCAGGCCCUGUCUGGAUCUCCGCUGGAGGAGCUUCUCGUGGUGUUCCCUUAUGCCAGGGAGCGCAAGAUGUAAUGGAGCCAGGCCCUGUCUGGAUCUCUGCUGGAAAAGCUUCUCGUGGUGUCUCCCGAUGCUAGGGAGCACGAGAUGUGAUAGAGUCAGGCCCUAUGCGAGUUCCCCUUCCAGAUGGCUUCACCGAGGUUGCAAAUCACAAGGUGUGAUGAAGAUAUGACCUCGGGAACGCAGGAAUGCGCUUGCCGCCGCACAAACCGAGCCGUACUUUCCACUGCCGUGCGACGAAAUUGUCAAUUCUGCUUAGCUUCGAAAAAAAACAAGGAAAAGAUACACAACGAGCUUAGCGUGCUGCAAACACAAAUAAGAUGUAUUGCAGCAUGCUGCGGAGUGUACAUAAAUCACGAAGUGGUUGGUUGCUUCACGGGGCUUGGUUGCUUCGGACAAGGGCGGAUGUCGUGUAUGGAUUGUUCUGGAUGUUCCUUGCGUCCUUUAUUUCGUGUCGGUGAUUCUCAUAUUCCAUUAGUCUCCAGCUGGAGGUAAUUUUGCUCCUCGAUGCGGUCUUUUACUGCUCUUGGCCUUCGUGGGAAGUAUGUGAUACUUUAAGUUCUCACGUUUUGUAGUACGGCGUUGAGUUGCAACACAAGGCUUAAAACUGCUUUUAAUUUUUUUAGAUAAGAUAUCAGAAAGAUGCACUGUU